GUCGUGCCAUGGAAGCCAGGCUACUGCCUCUGCAAGUAGGGCGCACUAUGUAGGCACAAGAAAACCACAGCUCGACUGAGAGCAACAUACCUCAAACUGCUUUCAAGAGGGCCUCAAUUGCCCAGGCUUGAUUUGCCUUGAUUGCAUACCUGCCGUGUAGAGGAGACUCAGGAGAGUCUCUGUGGUAUCAUCACAAUUGGCCUUGUCGUGGGAGUUUGGCAUGGGCGAGGCGACGAGGAACGACAACCAUACCCGAACAUGAUGAAGCCCAGCUGGGCGCCCCUCAAUCAUCCAUGGGCCAUGAUGCCGUUGAUUGAUGUCCGUCAUUAUUACUGCUUCCUUCGCCCGCACCGGACUUACAUCAUGAUGCCAAGGUCAAUAGUAAUGAUGCCGGUAAUGAUUUCGGUUAGCCGACCGGAACCCCCUAUCCAGGGCAAGGUACAACUUGUGGCAGUCGCCAAGCUGGGGAACAGGUCGGGGAAAUGGACACCGACCUACAUGGAAGGAAAAUGUCGCCAGUAUCGCCAGUCUAGGAGGAAAAGUGCGCCUUGGCAAGUCAGUCAAGUCAAGACCACUUUGGAAGCCGUUGGCUCCAUCAGCGUAACGUGCUUCCCCACCCACAUGUACUGGCCCGUCUGGCCAAAGCUAAACAACAGAUCCACCGCGGUCGAGAUCUUGAAUCUCCCUAUCGAGAACUGCGCCUCGAGCCAUCUCUCCGGCUGGAAGAAAUCGAGGGGCGUCAGCGCCAAUGAUGUUCUCGGCCCAUCUCAGGCCCUUCGAUCACUGUCCGAUCCCGGCGUCAGGGGGAAGAUAGAACCCGUGCAAUCUAUGUCCUGUCUGGGGAACCUACUUGUAGAGAGGGCGGCCGAGGGCGGCUAGAGCCAGAGCGCUUUGGGAAUGACGACCUGCAGUUAGGGGUCCAAAAUGUUGGAGACGGUGGCUG
Messenger RNA from Canariomyces notabilis, 943 nucleotides. RefSeq lists its product as uncharacterized. Bases 259 to 879 code for a protein of 206 amino acids. Lineage: Eukaryota; Fungi; Ascomycota; Sordariomycetes; Sordariales; Chaetomiaceae. The transcript has 4 exons. The record is from RefSeq and is a predicted model, not a curated record.